Ziziphus jujuba (common jujube) is the source of this 2495-nucleotide messenger RNA. Its product is annotated as peptidyl-prolyl cis-trans isomerase CYP63. The record is from RefSeq and is a predicted model, not a curated record. Lineage: Eukaryota; Viridiplantae; Streptophyta; Magnoliopsida; Rosales; Rhamnaceae. Gene Ontology annotation, biological process: protein folding; protein peptidyl-prolyl isomerization. Gene Ontology annotation, molecular function: peptidyl-prolyl cis-trans isomerase activity. Bases 235 to 2262 code for a protein of 675 amino acids. The transcript has 15 exons.
UUCAACAAAUAUAGGUAAAGAUCCAUAUCGAACCAGAACUAAAGUCCCAGUGAGAGCUUUCAUUCUCAUUCUUGCGGAUGCUCUUUUAGCCGCUGUCGUUUCACUUUCCGAGUUCCGAUUCGAGUUCACUCACUCCGAGUCACGCUCAGCUAAGUGUUUAUUUGAGGUGAGAUUCAAUGGCCUCAGGGCUGGACCUUGAACAAUUGGUCUUCGUAUGAAACCUCUGAAGGAAAUAUGGUUAAAAAGAAGAACCCUUUUGUAUUCUUGGAUGUAUCAAUUGAUGGGGAUCGCAUGGAAAGAAUCGUUAUUGAGCUUUUUGCUGAUGUUGUUCCAAAAACAGCAGAAAAUUUCCGGGCACUCUGUACAGGUGAGAAGGGCAUUGGAAAGUAUACUGGAAAACCCCUUCAUUAUAAAGGGUCACAUUUUCAUCGGAUAAUUAAAGGAUUUAUGGCUCAAGGUGGUGAUUUUUCAAAUGGAAAUGGCACUGGUGGAGAAAGUAUAUAUGGAGGAAAGUUUGCAGAUGAGAAUUUCAAGUUGACACAUGAUGGACCUGGUCUUCUCUCAAUGGCAAAUAGUGGUCCAAACACAAACGGGUCCCAAUUCUUCAUAAUUUUCAAGCGCCAACCUCACCUUGAUGGGAAACAUGUUGUUUUUGGGAAGGUUGUGAAGGGAAUCAAUGUAGUUCAGAAAAUUGAAAUGGUAGGAACAGCUGAUGGGAAACCUUCUGGAACUGUGAAGAUUGUAGAUUGUGGUGAUAAUGCUGAGAGUAAAAUUCAUCAUUCAGUUGAAAAAGAUAAAGGAAAAAAGAGAAAAUCAGGGAAGAUACCGUCCUCUGGGAAUGUUUCUGAUGAGGAAGUGAGAGGACGCAAGAAGUCCUUGAAGGAAAAAAGAAAGAAGAGAAGAAGAAGAAGAUAUUCUUCAUCAGAUUCAUACAGCUCGAAAACUGAAUCAGAUUCCGAUAAUACAGAUUCUGAUUCUGAUUCAGAAUCAGAUACAGCUUCUGAUUCGGAAAAAUCACGAUCUGAUUCAAGUUCUAGUGAUGGAAGGCACAGAAAAAGGAAAUCUAGUAAAAGAGAUAAGAACCAGCAUCGGAGGAAAAGAGGGGAUAGACAAAGGGAGAGGAAGAGACGCCGACAUGACAAACGAUCAAGACGCAAGCCCAAAAGAAGAUCGGAUAGUUCAAGUGAUACAGAAAGUGAGAGGUAUAUUGGGAGCAGAAGCAGUUCUGAUGAUGAUAAAAAUGAUCACCGUACCUCCUCACGUAAGACCAAUAACUUAAACGAUGCUGAAAAUAAACAACCUAGGAAUCUUGAUAUGAAAGAGUCCCCCCAUGUACUAAGAGAAACUGUUCAAAAGAAUGUUGAGAUAAAGACUACGGAGAAUAACUCAUCCCAAGAGGAAGGUGAAUUGUCUCCAAAGAAUGAACGUUUAAACAAUGGGCAUGAUACAGAACCUAAAUCUGUUAAUCUACAUUCCCACUCAGAUGACACAAAUAGCUCCAGGAGCCCAACUCCCAAAAGGUCAAGAAACAGGCCUAGGAGCAUUCCCUGCAUGAGUCCUAGAAGAAUUUCUGGAGCUAGUCCAUUGGGUGGUUUUGUUCACAAAGGCUCUGAACCUUCAGCCUCUGACCAUGGGCGGGAAUUGUCAAGGAGCACUUCUCCAAAUGGGACUUCAAAGCGUGUUAGAAAAGGGCGGGGCUUUACUGAGCGCUAUUCCUUUGCACGUCGCUACCGUACGCCUUCUCCAGAGCGUUCACCUCGUAGCUCCUACCAUUAUGGUGGAAGAAAUAUGUACAGAAGGAAUAAUGAUAGGUACUCAGGCUAUAGACGUUACUCUGAGCGCUCACCAUAUAGACGUUACAAAAGCCCACCAAGAGGUGACAGCCCUUCCAGAUUUCAAAGGAGGAGAAGUCGAAGUAGAAGUGCUUCUCUUAGUCCAGGUCAUUAUCGUGGCCGUAACAAGGACCGUAGCCAGAGUCCUACACACAGUCCUAAUCCACUAGAUAAGCGACCUCUUGUAAGUGACAGGCUAAAGUCCCGUCUUGGUCCCCGAAUUGAGCAUCAGCGCUCACCAGAUAGAGGUAGGAUGAAAUCCAGGUCCAGGUCUGGGAGUGAGGAGUCCUCCCGAUCCAGAUCAGUAGAUGCCACACCACCAAAGAGUCGCAAAAGAACAUCUAUAUCUAGAAGCAGGUCAAGAUCCAGCUCCCUAUCUGGACAAAGGGGGCUAGUUUCCUAUGGAGAUGCCAGUCCUGAUACUAGGUAAUUUGCACUGGCAUCUUGGUCGUCGGAGAGAGGCAUUCCCCCGUAGUGUGCAAAUUGAAACUGUUAAAAGGCUUAUCUGGUUCAGUUGUUUCAUACUUAACACCGCAAUGUAAUUUGAAUUGGAUUUUCUGCUUUGGCUUUUUUGUGUUGACUUCGUUUUGAACUGAUAUAUUGGAAAACUAGAUAAGGUUACUGAUAGACUUAAAUACAUGUAUCACUGGUUAGUUUGCUUAA